Messenger RNA from Eucalyptus grandis, 1332 nucleotides. Its product is annotated as disease resistance protein RUN1-like. The record is from RefSeq and is a predicted model, not a curated record. Gene Ontology annotation, molecular function: ADP binding. The coding region runs from base 1 to 1332 and encodes 443 amino acids. The transcript is spliced from 3 exons. Lineage: Eukaryota; Viridiplantae; Streptophyta; Magnoliopsida; Myrtales; Myrtaceae. Gene Ontology annotation, biological process: defense response; signal transduction.
AUGGUUGGUGCUGGAAUCCUUGUCUUUAGGGAUAGUGAAUCCCUCCAUGUCGGUGCAAAAAUUGGUAUUGAACUUCUACAAGCAAUUGAGAACUCCAAGAUUUACAUUCCCAUAUUCUCCGCAAAUUAUGCUUCAAGUUGCUGGUGUCUCCGAGAGCUUACGUACAUGGUCGAGUGCACCUUGAAAUCAAAUGGGAUAAAGGAGAUUCUGCCUAUUUUCUUGGACGUGGAACUUGUUGAUGUCAAGCUGAAAACAAACUUCCAAGUAGAUUUGAUUCGAUCGGUAAUUGAAGCUGUUUUGGUUAAGCUGAAUGUCAAAUAUAAAAAUGUGACCGAGCACCUAGUUGGAGUUGAUGAUCGUGUAGAAGCUAUAAUCAAGAUGUUGGACGUGGAAUCUGAUGAUGUGAAAUUUCUCGCGAUCCAUGGAAUUGGAGGUGUUGGCAAAACAACACUAACCAAAGUCAUCUUCAACCGAUUGUCUUCUCGGUUCCAAGGCUGCAAUUUCCUUUCGGAUGUUCGAGAGUCAUCAGAACGACAAGGCUUUAUACAUUUGCAAAAACAAUUGUUAUCCAAGUUCCUUGAUCGUCGUUAUGUUGACCAAAUUAGUGAAGUGGAUCAUGGAAUCAACAUGAUUAAGAGGGUGCUUCAUAAUAAAAAAGUUCUCAUUGUUCUUGACGACGUGGAUGAAAUCAAGCAGCUGAAAAAUUUGGCAGAAAAAGGAAAUUGGUUCGGUUCGGAAAUGGAAUUUCACCAUGCUCUUGAGCUUUUCAGUCGGCAUGCCUUCAGGAGAGACUCUCCACCCGAUGAUUAUGUCGACCUCUCAGAAAAAGUUGUCUCCACUUUGGGAAAGCUUCCUUUAGCUCUUGAAGUCACUGGUUCAUCCCUUUCUGGUAGAUCCAAAGAAUUUUGGGUAGACACUUUGAAGAAGCUAGAAAAAGCUCCUUCCAUAGAAGUCCAAAAAACAUUGAUGAUAACUUAUGAAAGGUUAGAUGAUGCACAAAGGCAAGUAUUUUUGGAUAUAACUUGUUUUUUUGUUAAUGAGGAUAAAACCUACCCUUGCUACAUGUGGGAGGACUGUGAAUACCACCCGUACAAUGCUAUUGAAAUCCUCUGUCUCAUGUCCUUGAUAAAAAUCAAAGAUGACAAUACCUUUUGGAUGCAUGAUCAAGUGCGGGACCUCGGAAGGGCAAUCGUUCGUGAAGAGAAUUUCAAAGAACCUCACAAGCAUAGCCGAGUGUGGAAUCAUCGGGAAGCCUUGAGCAUUUUGGAGCGAGAGAAAGGUGCGAAAAGGAUUUACGACUUAUUUUCUGUGAAUUGUUGUAGCCUAUUCUAA